CACACACAGUCACACAGUAGCCUGCCGAUUUACACGUGUCCUUUAGAAAUUCUUGAUCGACAAGUCAGGCUUAAAAAUUAAAAAAAAAUAAGAAAAGGAAAAAAGAGAAAAGACAGCAGAGCAAGAGCAGGCAGACUCAGCAAGGGCACCGGCAUUUCACUUUAACAUUCCCUCCCAGCGUUUUGGGGGAUUGGCAGCGCUUUUUUCAUUUUCCGUAAUUUUGAUUCUCAACCAAAUCAUCCCAUCUCUCUACAGCGCCUCCUCUUCCUUUCUCUCUCUACAAAGUGAGAUUUCUAUCUGCUGUUGUUGUUCUCUUCGCAAAAUUCCUAUUGCAAAUUCAUUUUUCCGUUGCUUUCAAUUUACACGCACUCAAACAGUACGCGAUUGAAGUGCCUGGAGUCUGAAUUUUUCCCUUGUUUUUGGAAUUUUAGCUGCUUUCACUUUGUUUUCCAUCUUUUCUUUUUAAUUUUUCUUUUUUUUUUUGGCAGAUACUGUCGAGUUUGUACUCGGAAUUCGGAAACGGAAAUCAAUAUGCAGAGGAUCGCGUUGUUGGAAAGGUUUUCUCGGAACUUCAAUGGAGGUGGUGGUUCAGGCAUCCCCAAGGCACUGCUUGUUGUUUGCGCUGUGAGUGGCGGGGCAGGCUUUGUUGCCUAUUCUGAAGCAGUGUCAAACAACACACCGACUGUCGCUGAUUUGACUGAAACACAGAUUAAGAAAAAGAGGGUGGUGGUACUUGGAACUGGUUGGGCUGGAACGAGUUUCUUGAAGAAUCUGAAUGAUCCUUCAUAUGAUGUUCAGGUGAUAUCACCACGUAACUACUUUGCAUUCACCCCUCUGCUACCAAGUGUCACAAGUGGUACAGUGGAACCCCGGAGUAUUGCUGAACCUAUUCGUAACAUUAUCAGAAAGAAAAAAGUAGAGAUUCACUACAGUGAAGCAGAAUGUAUCAAGAUCGAUGCUCAGAACAAGAAAGUUUACUGUCUCUCUAAUGAUAAGACAAACUUGAAGGGCAGAGAAGAAUUUGCUGUUGACUUUGACUACCUUGUAAUUGCUGUUGGAGCUCGUCCAAACACAUUUAAUAUUCCUGGAGUGGAGGAAAAUACACUUUUCUUGAAGGUUAUUUAAAAUAGUCCUGGACAUCUUUGUUUCGUUUUCGUAUUUGCAAUGUAAAGGUCAUUGAUGAAGUAUAAUGAUUUGGUUUGUACUGACCUCUUGGACUCCUUUUCACUGAGUAAUAAUGUUCUUAUUACAUACUUCAUUUAUUACUGUUGGAUUUAUAAUUUUUCCCCUCUGUGGUUGUGAUGGAUGUGUAUUAAUUUCUUGUGGUAUUUUCUUGUUGCUAUCAGGUUUGAUUCUAAUGUUUCCAUCUGCUUGUUUGCCCUCACAGGAAGUGGAAGAUGCUCAGAAGAUCCGGAAGACUGUCAUUGAGUGUUUUGAAAAAGCUGAUCUGCCAAACCUGGAUGAUGAAGCAAGAAAGAAGCUUCUGCAUUUUGUUGUAGUUGGUGGUGGUCCAACAGGAGUAGAGUUUGCUGCUCAACUUCAUGACUUUUUAGCCGAAGAUUUAUCCAAGCUAUACCCCACUAUCAAAGAUUUUGUCAAGAUAACACUGCUUGAGGGGACAGAUCACAUCUUAAACAUGUUCGACAAAAGAAUCACAGCUUUUGCAGAAGACAAAUUUAAGAGAGAUGGUAUUAAUCUUAGAACUGGAUCAAUGGUUGUGAAUGUAUCUGACAAAGAUAUUUCUAUUAAAGACAUCAAAUCAGGAAGCAUUUCGUCCGAGCCAUAUGGCAUGAUUGUCUGGUCUACAGGGAUUGGGACUCGACCUGUCAUGAUUGACUUGAUGAAGCAAAUUGGUCAGGGCAACAGACGUGUAUUAGCUACUGAUGAGUGGCUGCGAGUUGAGGGCUCUGACACCAUAUAUGCACUAGGAGACUGCGCAACAAUUAAUCAGCGUAAAGUCAUGGAAGAUAUUGCUGAUAUAUUUAAGAAAGCCGACAAAGACAACUCUGGUACACUCACAGUCAAAGAAUUUCAAGAAGUUCUUAAGGAUAUCUGUGAGCGAUAUCCUCAGCUGGAGCUCUAUUUGAAGAAUAAACAGAUGCACAGUUUAGUUGAUCUGCUGAAAGCUUCAAAAGGGGAUAUAAAAGAAUCUGUUGAGGUGGACAUUGAAGAAUUCAAAUCGGCGCUCUCCCAAGUUGACAUGCUGAUGAAGAAUCUUCCAGCUACUGCACAGGUUGCAUCCCAGCAAGGUGUCUAUCUCGCAAAUUGUUUCAACCGCAUGGAGGAGUGUCAAAAGAAUCCAGAAGGUCCUCUUCGGAUUCGAGGAGAAGGACGUCAUCGCUUUCACCCCUUCAGGUAUAGGCAUCUAGGACAGUUUGCUCCCCUGGGUGGUGAACAGACAGCAGCCCAGCUUCCUGGAGAUUGGGUUUCAAUUGGUCACAGCACUCAGUGGCUCUGGUACUCUGUUUAUGCAAGGUAUGCUGUUCUCUAGCUAUGAUCUGUGGUACUAUAUAAUAUCUCCCAUCUAAGGAGAUGUUGAACAAAGGGCACACUAUUUAUUUAUUGCUGUAUAUUUGCAUGUUUAGCAAGCAAGUCAGUUGGCGUACUAGGGCAUUGGUGGUAUCAGAUUGGCUGAGGCGUUUCAUUUUCGGGAGGGACUCAAGCAGUCUUUGAGGGAUCCGAAGUUUCUUUUAGCGAUGAUGGUGGACUGUCAAGAUAUUAGACAAUCUUCUGCUGCUGUUAUAUAAAGGCUGCUUUGACAUUCUUUUUUCUGGUUAUUCGAGUCCAUUUUGUUGGAACAUGAGCGAAACAACUCCACAAUUUUGCAGCUAGUCUUGUCGUUAAAUCUAAGAGCUGGUUUCAUAACUUUGCGCUGACCAUUCUUCCUUUUCCCUGUUAAGAAAGUUGUAAACAAAACAAACAAGCAAAACACUCUGUUAUCUCUCUAUAUAUAUGGACAUCUGAAGAUACUGUUCUUCUGUCGUUUAAAGUUUAAAUUGAACUAGAUUUGGCUUAUUGUUUCAUUUUCAAUUUCAAUUGUGAUGGAAAUUUUUGUGUCUUCUGUCUUUUACUCCGCAC
Oldenlandia corymbosa var. corymbosa is the source of this 3078-nucleotide messenger RNA. NCBI's taxonomy places the organism in Eukaryota, Viridiplantae, Streptophyta, Magnoliopsida, Gentianales, Rubiaceae. The record is from the annotation of a GenBank genome assembly.